UAGCGUACUCGAUUUGAUGUAUAUAUAAUAAUCAGUCAUUGUUCGUUGGCAUCUUCGCUUUGUUUGUUCAAGUUUCAGUAACAGCUUCCUCUGAAACUCAGCAAUGGCGGAAAAUGGAGAAACCCUAACAGCUCCAUUAAUUCACAAUCAAAAUGCAAUUCUUCACUUCAUACGUUCUGUCAUUGUCUCCAGACCGGCCAGCGUCGACCCGUUCUUCGUGCUCGACAUCGCUGCCGUUGCAGCCAUGGCGGAAAGGUGGACACGCAACCUCCCCGCCGUCCGCCCGUUCUACGCCGUGAAAUGCAACCCCGACCUUUCACUUCUCAGAGAACUGGCGGCGUACGGCUUCGGCUUCGACUGCGCUAGCCGAUCUGAGAUCGAAGCAGUUCUGUCGCUCGACGUCUCCCCCGACCGUAUUAUCUACGCCAAUCCUUGCAAAGAGGCGACGCACAUAAUAUACGCCGCCGGCGCCGGCGUCAAUCUCACCACAUACGAUUCAGUAUUCGAAGUCGAGAAGAUACAAAAGCAUCAUCCGAACUGCGAGUUACUGAUCCGAAUCAAACCUCCAGACGAAGGCGACGCCGAAUUCCCCUUGGCGAAAAAGUUCGGCGCACUUCCGGAGGAAGUCGAGCCACUUCUCCGAGCAGCACAAGCAGCGCAGCUCCGAGUAAUCGGCGUAGCUUUCCACAUCGGCUGCGGCGCCAAGCGCGGCGACGCCUACAAAGCCGCCAUUAAAGCCGCACGACAAGUGUUCGACACCGCCGCCCGCAUCGGAAUGCCUAAACUGUCGCUGCUCAACCUCGGCGGCGGUUACUCCGCCAAAGGUCGGUUAUUCGAAUCGGUGGCGGAGUGUAUAACCACCGGUUUAACAGAAUUCUUCAGCGACGAACCGGAGGUAACCGUCAUUGCCGAACCGGGUUGGUACUUCGCCGGUCCGGUGUUCACGCUGGCCGUGAACGUCAUCGGAAAGCGACAGAGAGGCAAUCGCCGGGAGUACUGGAUGAACGACGGCAUAUAUGGAUCCGUUAAGCUUUACGACGAGAAGAUCGUACCUGCGCCGUUCGCAUGCGCUUCGAAUCCUGAGAAUCCGACCUGCCAUGGCGAGAAGACGUACGAGUCCACGUUAUUCGGACCAACAUGCGACGCCGCCGAUACAGUCCUGACCGACCACCGCCUGCCGGAGCUGCAGGUCAACGAUUGGCUGGUUUUCCCGAGGACCGGCGGCUACACCAAAUCUGUGGCCUGUAACUUCAACGGCUUCAACGUUAAUUCGAUCUUAACCUACGUCACGGACUCUACCCAAGCAAAGACUAAUUAAUGCUGAGGAUCUACUCCCUUACUGCUGUUAUCUACGCAAUAAAUGCAAUCUAUUUCCUAAAUACAAAAAUAAAGCUACUUUUAUUUAAAACCAAAAUUCCAU
Messenger RNA from Andrographis paniculata, 1420 nucleotides. Its product is annotated as ornithine decarboxylase-like. The transcript has a single exon. The coding region runs from base 104 to 1318 and encodes 404 amino acids. NCBI's taxonomy places the organism in Eukaryota, Viridiplantae, Streptophyta, Magnoliopsida, Lamiales, Acanthaceae. Gene Ontology annotation, molecular function: ornithine decarboxylase activity. Gene Ontology annotation, cellular component: cytoplasm. The record is from RefSeq and is a predicted model, not a curated record.